Molecule: messenger RNA, 7174 nt
Organism: Pantherophis guttatus
Lineage: Eukaryota; Metazoa; Chordata; Lepidosauria; Squamata; Colubridae
Source: RefSeq, a predicted model, not a curated record
GAUGCACUUGCUUCAGACGUGAACGGUACUCUGCCCUCUUUACCUGUGCCCAGAGGACCCACGGCCCACCAGCUGCCAUAAUUCUUGAAAGCACAGUAUGAUUCAGAGCCCACUUGGCCAAACGUUUUUAUUUCAGCAAGCCGGCCUGGCCUGAAUAGGUUUUAUGGGUUAGUUUUUUAAUUGUAUUGCUAGGGGUUUUAAAUUGGGGCGGCUGUUUAAUUUAAUUCAUUUUUAAUUAUUUUAACUUUUAUAUUUAUGUUAUUUUAAUUCUUGGCUGUUCACCGCCCUGAGUCCCUUCGGGGAGAAGGGGGGAUAUAAAUUAAAUUAAAUAAAUAAAUAAAUGAAGGAAGGAAGGAAGGAAGGAAGGAAGGGUAGGGAAGACUUAUGGUCAGAAUCUGGCAGUGCUGUCCCUUCAUGAAGCUCCAGUGCAGGGAGGUGAUCUCCUCCCAGCUGCUGAUCUCUGCAGCACUGCCUGCCAGAUGAAUGAACAGGCCCCACUCUUCAGUGGGCAGCUCUUUUGGGGGGAAGGGUGCCUCCACCAGGUUGAUCAAUCUCCUGGUUUUGGAAUAGCUGGGUGCCGUAGUUAAUGCCAACUGCACAACAGAUUUUUAAUCUGCUUUGUGGUAGUGGUGUGCACUGGCUUAUGAGGGCUGUUUGGUCAGGGAUAGGUUGGAGGGGUUUCUGCUCUGAGAUGAAUAGAUUUCCUUGCAAGUGCACCCAUCGCUACCCGCCCCCCAGCUGCUUCCAUUUGAACAAGAUUCAAGUCUUCAAUCUUUACAUAAAGUCUUUGUGAUACUUACAAAAUCACAUUUAUCUCUUCAUAUGCUCAUCUUUUUUCUAGUUCAAGUUUCCUCAGAAACUUCUGUAGUUUCUACACAGAUUUUGGACCACUUUCACCUGAAUUUCCCUAUAAUUGACCAAGUGUCAUCUCCUAUGGUUCUACAAGAUGAUAAGAACUUCAUCUUGGUCUUCCUGAAAGAGAUUCUAGAUCAGUGAUGGCUAACCUUUUCUGGAUCGAGUGCCCAAAGCACCCAUGCCCGAACUCCCAAAAUGCAAGGCACAUGCACCCCCGCGCAUGCGCCUUGCUCCCCAUGCAUGUGUCACACCUCUGCAAGUGCUCCACCUCCCCUGCAUGUGGGCGCAGCCCCCCACGCCCUGCCCCCUGUGCAUGCGCGGCAGAGACCCGACCAGCUGGCUGGCGGGAGGCACGCAUAGGCAUGGCAGAGCUGAACUGGGGCGACGGUUCGCGUGCCCACAAAAAGGGCACUGUUUGCCACCUGUGGCACGCGUGGCAUAGGUUCGCCAUCACAGUUCUAGAUAAAGAACAGUGGAAACUGUUGGCCAUGGCCAUGCCUUUACUGUUUUGCAUGAACUGCCUGCUUCAGGCCAUGUAACAGCAGCUCAUUAAGGUGAAGGUCAGGGCUUUGACUUAGCCUUUUCAAAACAAAUUUCUUCUGCUUCAGUCAUUCCAUUGUAAUUACUUCUGUGUUUAAGUUUAUUGUCAUGCUUCAUGCCCCACAUUUAUUUAAAUUUCCUCUCGUGGACAGAUAACCAAAAAUUGUAUUACAAAAUUUCUUGGCACAAUCCCAAAUCCAUUAUCCCUUUAGGAUUGUGAGCCAACUGGGACAAGAGACUGCAAAGAGACCUUAUUGUGACAGUUCACUGUUGGAAUGAGAUACUUUGCUGGAUUGCGUUGUUUCAUUUUCCCCUAACAUAAAAAAGUUCCACUUUCAUCUUGUUUGUCCACAGAGCUUUGUGGUCUUCAAUUUGAGAUGGGUGUUUUCUGAGAUCAUAGUUUCCUCCCUGGCCUCCUCCUGGGCACACAAUUCUCAUUUCUUUGAUGGUGAACUCAUGGCCAGGGUUAGUGGAGAAGGCAAGCCUGGCCUGUAAAUACUUUGCUGUUACCGUUGGUUCUUUGCAGCCUCUGGGUUAUUGUAUGCUUUGCUCUUAAGUUAUCUUUUUUGGGGGGGGGGGGGGGGGCGACUAUUCCUGGUCUUGCAUUUUCUCAAUUUGAGCACUGUUUCCCUGACCAUGAAUUGAUAAAGGCCAAAGUCUUUAGGAUUUACCCUCUAGACUCUUGAGCAUUGCCAGGCCUUUCCCUGGGAUCUGCAGAGCAGGGGUGAAAUGCUACCGGUUCACAUAGGUUCGGGCGAACCGGUAGUAAAAAAAAGCUACUGGUUCGUCCGAACCAGUAUUUCCGAUGAUCAGCUGUGCCGCGCGAUUUAAAUUCGCUAGAAAGUUGCUUUCUAGCAAAUCUAAAUUGCGCGGCACAGCUGUUCCUCCCCUUGCUGUUCUACUUACCUUGUUAAGCCUCCUUUUUCCAGGCGAAGUGUGCGCUUGGCACGCACUGCAUAUGCAUGCAGCAUGCGUUUGAUGCACACUGCACAUGCGCUGAGCACUGCUUUUGGUGCGCACUGCACAUGCGCGUGGAGUGCACCAUGCUUUUGGUGCACUGUGCAUGUGCGUAUGUAGUACGCAUUUGGUGCACGCGGGCAGCAAACCAGUGGCAAUCUGUAGAGGAUUUCACCACUGCUGCAGAGAUGUUCCCUUUCCUUCAUCUGUGUUCUGAGGAACAGACUCUGAUGGUGACAAUCAGUGUCUGGGAAUAUAGGGGUUUUUAUAGGGGAGGAGCCCUCAGACUCAUACCUGACUGUCAUCGAGUAGAAUCAUUAACCCAAUUUACCCCCAUAACAGAGAGUGGAUUAUAUUAGGGCUUUGUAUACUUUUUCCAGCAAAGACUGUGAAGGUUGGCUUGGUGUUCAAUAAGGAGGUGACACAGAACACUGUUUUGAGUGUUGUUUGUUUAAUCAAACCCUCUUUAUUUAUUACAGGUAGUCCUUGUUUACAGACCAUGCACUUGGCAAUUGGACAAUGGUGCUGAAAAAACAAAUUUAUGCCCAAUUUACAACAAUUUAUGACCUUCACAGCAUUCCUCAGCCUCGUGAUUUGUAUUGCAUUCAGUACACAACCUGUGUUUCUCUCCCCUUGCGGAACAGACUGAGGAAGGGUCUGCAAGAGAGUAAUGGGCUGCCAGCACAUUGCAUGACUUUUGAUGUGUACCAGAGGGUACUUGGGCAUUCCAGCGCUCCAAAGAAGGGGGGUGGGGGUGGAGCAGGGUAGGAGGCAAACAAAAGCAGAAGGUAUGAAACUGACUAAUCUCGUCUUCUUUAUGUCAGAAAGCACCCUCCCAGCCAUUGAUUUCCCAGAUAGCCACCUCUUUGCUUAGCGUUAAGAGUUCCAUGGGGUUUUUAAGCGAGGACUACCUGUAAUAAGAUGUUGUUGAAGGUCUGGUCACUUCUGAGGGUUCUCAAGGAUUACCAUAAAGGGUCCCCAAAUGUUCUGUUGUGGCUGAGCUGUUCAUACUUGCUGGGAGCUGUUUGGAGGCUGAGAUGAACAUCGGAACAGAAGUUGCACCUUUCUGGAUUGGAUGUCUGGCCCAUGGAGUCCAUCAACCAGUGCUCCCAGGAAGCUCUGCAGCCCCCAGGAAAAUACCGUAGGCCAGUUUUCCUCAACCUGGGAAAUUUUAAGAUGGAUGGACUUCAAUGCCAGGAAUUCCCCAACCAGUGAAAUUGAAAGUUGCUGGGGUUGAGAAACACCACUCUAGGCAGAUACUCAGUGUUCCAAGGACUUUCAUGAAUCAGUCAAUCCUUUUUUAAAGCCAGAGAACUGUUACCCAGCGUCACAUCUCAUGAUAGCAAAUUCCAAAAUUUAAUUAUGUAUUGUGUUAAAAGAAUUUGAAAGUGAGAUGGGUGAUACCUAAGUCUGACAAACAAAUAAGAAAUAAAUAAGAACAUCCUCGGAAAAUUUUAGCUUUGUGGCAGUCAUGUUUUAAAGAAGCAUUCCCUGUUUUCUGCUAGAAACACUGCAAUAAUGCAGAGCUUUCAGCUUCCUCAGCUUCCAACAUGAACUGCCCAGGGGACCUCCAGCUAUGAUUCCUCCAAGGUUUCUAGAAGAAAAACAUCAGCAGCCUGGAGGGGUGGAGCUGUGGUUAGAUGUGCAGUAUUGCAGGCAAACUCUGCCCACAGCCUGGAGUUCAAUCCUGACGGGGCGCAAGAUUGGCUCAGCCUUCCAUCCUUCCGAGGUCCGUAAAACGGGGAUCCAAACUGUUGGGGGUGAAUAGGCUGACUCUGUAAACCACCCAGAGAGUGCUGUAAACCACUAUGGGAUGGUGUACAAGUCUUAAGUGCUAUUGCUAUUGGUAUCACCCAAGGUCAGUUAGGUGUUAUUGAUUUUAAUGAAUUUUAAAGACUACUUUUAUUAACAUCUCCUCUGAUGAAAUAUUCCAGAGCAAUCAAACGUUCACCCACUCCUUUGUGCCAUUUUGGAAGAGUCUCUCCACCAGCAUCCAGAUGAGCAUGGAUUAAUUCCAAGAUUAACAUCAGACCAACAAUCAAGUAAACAAUACCCCAAUCAAGAAACUAUCAAAGAAGCCAACAGUAAAGAGCCCAACCAAACAAUCUCAUAAGACUUUUCCCACUGACUGGGGCAAGCCACUAGAACAGGGGUGUCAAACUCGCGGCCUGCAGGCCGGAUGUGUCACAUACUAGCCCCGCCCCUGCCUGGUUUAGCAAAGGGGGGGGAGUCCCAAUAUGUCACGUGAUGAUGCCAUGACAAUGUGAGUUUGACAUCCCUGCACUAGAACAUAAACUCGGAGCAAAUACCACUCCUUACUAACUCCUUACCUAGUUUGAGUAAUGAAACAUCUGCAGGAAAACAGCUGAGUUCAGAGAGUGCCCAAACCCCUUCAUUUCAACCCUCAGCUGUAAAUAUUCUCCUUUAUUGAUAUAUGCAAAAUAUUGCAUUGCCUGCUAACCCUUGUGCUGUAGGGGCCUGGUAAUAGGGAAGGGUGGGUCAGAUGAAUAAUUGAGGCAAUUGAAGGUUGUUGGUGGGUUUUCCAUAACCACCUAUGGAAUAUGCCUGAGAGCUAUUGCCUGUUCAGGCCCAUUUCACAGAGAACACUUGUUGGAGGCCAAGGACACAAGCAGCCACAGACUUCAGGCAAUCCCCAAGUGUGUGUGUGGGGGGGGGAAGGGGUUUGACAACAAUUGCCUUUGGGCUGGGUGCCCUUUGGGAAGGCCUUGCUGCAGCACACGAGAGUCCUUAUGCCACCCCUUCCUUGGUUGUCUUGCAGCAGCUCCUGUGCUGAGCUCUGCCCUGUAUUUUGGGUGGGGAUCCAGAAGGAGGCAGGCAGCUGGAGGAGCAGAAUGUGCUGCUUGCUGAGCUGAGAAGUGACCUGGGUCUGGAGAGGUGUCCUCGGGAGGACGCAUCUCUGUGUGUAGGAAUCUCUUCGGAGGUGAGGGAGAGGGUGGCUCAGUUUUGGCUCUCUGCCUUGCUGAGCCAGGAGACUUUUAUGGGUUGACGCAAAGUGAGGAAAGGUGGCUGGUGGGAGAGACGCCCUGGUCUCCUGCAGAAUGUGACCCACAUGAACGACAGGAGAAGAAAGCCAGGGGCUCUCCCUGGACCUUUGAUUCUCUGCCAAAGAGCUUGGGCAACAGGCUUCCCUCGGCCUGAGCUGCAAGCCAGUCCGUCUUGUCAGGAUCCAGCCAGGCUGGUUUCUUAGCAAGAGAAAAUUACUCAGAAGUGAGCUGUGCGGACAGGAAAUUACAGUUCUGCCAGCUGCGGGUGAUCCAAAACACGGUCCCCACGUGCAAAGUGCAGCCUGGAUUGUGAGGAGGUUUUGGAAAGUCCCCCUGAUAUUCUGAGCCCAGGACCCCUGACCAGACUUCUCCCCUCCCUGGGUCACCAGGAAACAGGUCCCCGGGGCUGCCUGAUGUGCCCUCUUUCUGUCUCCUGCAGCACAGCCAUGAUGGGAGGCAGCCUGCUUUUUCUCUGCUCUUUCCUAGUUCCAGUGAUCUUGGCAGAGGCAACUGAGCAAGAGAAAGAAAAGGAUCCCUUCAACUAUGACUACCAGACCCUGCGGAUUGGCGGCCUGACCUUUGCCGUUGUUUUCUUCACGCUCGGGAUCCUGCUCAUUCUGAGCAGGCGAUGCAGGUGCAGCUUCAACACAAAGGCCAGGGCUCCUGGUGAUGAGGAGGUGCAGGCUGAGAACCUGAUUGCUCCAAACGCAACAGCAGCACCAGAGAAAGCAGAGAACUGUGUUUGUCCUCCGUGCUCCCCAUUACAAUGUAUGUGUGUGCAGCCGAGGCUGCUCUGGCUGUCCAUAUCGGAGCCAGACAGGCUGGAAAAGGGUAGGUGGUCCAGGUUCUUCACAGCUGGAGAGAAAUUACCCCCUUCACCAGCCCCCUCCCAUUUCCUCCAACAGAAAGUCAGAGGAGAGAGUAACUCCGACCUUUUGAUCCAGCCCACCAAAUGCGAUGGUGACUCUGCCUUGAAAAGGCAGGCCCAGAUUCUGCUCACAGGGGGCACCAGCCCUGGGCCAGAGGCGAGGGGGGAGUGUUGGAGAGGUGGAAAAACCCCAGAAGAGGCGUCCCCAUCAGACGCGGGAGGGGGUCCUGCGGGCCCUCUAUUUAUUGCCCCGCACAGUUGCUCUCCAGUCCUUUCCGCAGCGAGAUCUGAGCUCUCCCAAGGGACGCGGGCAAAACCAGCGGGUGGCGCGAUGGGACCGGUUCCUUUCUCCCCCACCGAUGUGGCAAAAAAUUUGCCGGAGACCGAGAAAGCCAUAUUUUCUUACGGACCAGCGAGUCACCAGCCACCUUCCUUAAGCCUUGGAGGAGUCUCGCCUCACCUUGCCGCUCAGAUCCACGCCCCUCCCCUCCCCGCGCCUUUGAUUCACAGCUUGUUUGACUACGAGACCAUCCGCCACGGGGGGCUCAUCUUCGCCGUGGCGGCCUUCCUGAUCGGGCUCGCCAUACUCUUCAGUCGGCGGUUCCGCUGCGGAGGGAAGCAGCAGCGACGACCCGGCGAAGUGAACGAACUGUGAACCCGGCUCUGUCCAGCGCACCUUUCUGCGAGCCUCCAGCUCCUUCUAGGAGGGGGACAGGGAGUGCGGGAGGCCUAGCCGGCGGCUGUAGCACCAGUGGCGGCGGAUAUGCCUCUUCUCUGCCGGGAGCAAGAGGCUGCGGACCGCGCAGGUGCUCCGAAGGCUCAAUGGGAAGCGUCUCCGGUCGCGCGUCCGAGGAAGCGACGAGCCUACAGGUGUGCUUGGCUGCCGCCGCACCGCCUCUGGCCAUGAAAUAAAGCGCCGCCUCCCAAGUCGGGUUUUAGCCUGAGAAAA